GCCAAAAACUCGUCUGUUCCGCCUUGUGUGAUUUUUAAAGGGUCUCUAAAAAAAAUUGGAGUGCAGAACACGAAAUGCAAAUUGUAAACAAAAACACGUAGUUUUUUUAAUUGAGAAAAGUACACAUUUGAAACAAGAUGUUUGAUUCAGAGGAAUUGAUGGACUGGCACGAAGAGGCUAGUGCAAUUAUUAACGAUGUAAAAGCCCAUUUAAAGACUGUUCAAGUGUCUGAGCGUCUGGAGUCAACUGAUCGCCGGAUUUAUAUUAAUGCCACAACAUUGGAAGGACAGAAUCUCUGUAUUUGCGUCUCUUCAAUGGGAUUUCGCAUAGUUGGUCAGCAAUUUGACACAGUGAAUCUAGAAUUGGAGGAAAAAUCGAAGAUUUACGAAACACCGUAUGCUCUCUUCACAGACAUUUCACCACUCUACGUGAAAUCUUUUGGUGAAGCUCUCCAAAAAGCCAUGGAAACUCUAGCAGAAGGCUCAGCAUGAGAGCAAAAGUUUAUGUAGAAUUUAAUAAAAGUCAUUUUUUGUUUUGAUAAAAAUAAAAACAUUAGACGAGUUGAAAAUGCAA
Phlebotomus papatasi is the source of this 573-nucleotide messenger RNA. RefSeq names its product GSK3-beta interaction protein. Gene Ontology annotation, cellular component: cytoplasm. Gene Ontology annotation, molecular function: kinase regulator activity; protein kinase A binding. Lineage: Eukaryota; Metazoa; Arthropoda; Insecta; Diptera; Psychodidae. The transcript has a single exon. The coding region runs from base 138 to 491 and encodes 117 amino acids. Gene Ontology annotation, biological process: regulation of canonical Wnt signaling pathway. The record is from RefSeq and is a predicted model, not a curated record.